Molecule: messenger RNA, 1500 nt
Organism: Zea mays
Lineage: Eukaryota; Viridiplantae; Streptophyta; Magnoliopsida; Poales; Poaceae
Product: AT-hook motif nuclear-localized protein 26
Exons: 1
Coding region: 322-1251 (309 amino acids)
Biological process (GO): vegetative to reproductive phase transition of meristem
Cellular component (GO): nucleus
Molecular function (GO): minor groove of adenine-thymine-rich DNA binding; DNA-binding transcription factor activity
Source: RefSeq, marked provisional
GUCUCUUUUCUCAGCCCUCUCAGUCUCACACACCACACCAGAGCAGCGCAGCCGAGCAUGCACUCAUCACAUCAGCUCCUCGUCUCCUAGCUUUCCUAUUCCUGCCUUGAUAAUUGGCCAAUUGUUCGAUCUCCUUCUUUACUACCCCCUUUGCUUUCGUUGCUGCUACUACUACUGUUCCAUCUCCUAGGUUUCGUUGUUGUCCCUGCAGGCCGCCACUGAGUGAUUUGUUAGCAGAUAAGAUUUAGAUCUCCCAGAUAAAAAAAAGAGGUUGAGAGGAGAGCUAGCACUAGGCACUAGCAAGCCUGCUGUGAGGUGAAUAUGGAUCCAGUCGCAGCAUCCAUACACGGUCAUCAUCUUCCUCCACCGUUCAACACCCGGGACUUCCAUCACCAUCUCCAGCAACAGCAGCAGCAGCUCAAGACCGAGGACGACCACGGCAGCGGCGCGCCAGGACUGUUCGGCAGCCGCGGCACCAAGGGCGACCACGAGAAUAAUGACCAGAACAGUGGAAACAGCAACGGAAGUGGCGGAGGAGGAGGCGACGAGCUGGCGCUGGUUCCACCAUCCGGCGCCGGGCCAGAGGGUGGAGAGCCCACCCUACGCCGCCCGAAAGGCCGGCCGGCGGGGUCCAAGAACAAGCCGAAGCCGCCCAUCAUCAUCACGAGGGACAGCGCCAACACGCUCCGGACGCACGUCAUGGAGGUGGCCAGCGGCUGCGACAUCUCCGAGAGCAUCACGGCCUUCGCGCGCCGCAGGCAGCGCGGGGUCUGCGUCCUCAGCGGCGCCGGCACCGUGACCAACGUCACCCUGCGGCAGCCGGCCUCCCAGGGCGCGGUCGUCGCCCUCCACGGCCGCUUCGAGAUCCUGUCCCUCUCCGGCUCCUUUCUCCCGCCGCCCGCGCCGCCCGAAGCCACGGGGCUCACCGUCUACCUUGCCGGCGGCCAGGGGCAGGUGGUGGGCGGCAGCGUCGUCGGCGCGCUGACAGCAGCCGGGCCGGUGGUGAUAAUGGCGGCAUCUUUCGCCAACGCGGUGUACGAGCGGUUGCCGUUGGAGGAGGAUGACAUGCUCGCUGCGCAAGCACAGGCCGACAGUGCAGGAAUUCUCGCGGGUGCGCAGCUCGCCGGCGCUGUGGAUCCAAGCCUCUUCCAGGGACUGCCACCGAACCUGAUGUGCAACGUGCAGAUGCCGCCAGAAGCAGCCUACGGAUGGAGCCCGGGCGCCGCCGGUGGCCGUCCGGCGCCGUUCUAAUAACUGAUAAGAGCGCGCACGCGGCUUAGAUAUGGUUAAGUGAUUUAGCUUUCUUCUUCGAUCUUUUGCUUGAAUUUUUAUCGUGGAGAAUUUCCGUGGGAAUUGCAUAUGAUUUCGCAUGUUAAUUAGUAAGCUAUCUUAAUACUGUUUCAGAAUAUGUAGCUCGAUUUCUGCCAUUUCGUUUCGCUAUUCCUUGUGUCGUCGUAACUCUUGUUCAUGUUGUUGACUUGAAGCCGGGUUUUGUUCCUU